This is a messenger RNA of Diorhabda sublineata, 12717 nucleotides long. RefSeq names its product bromodomain-containing protein 3-like. Gene Ontology annotation, biological process: chromatin remodeling; regulation of DNA-templated transcription. The transcript is spliced from 18 exons. The record is from RefSeq and is a predicted model, not a curated record. NCBI's taxonomy places the organism in Eukaryota, Metazoa, Arthropoda, Insecta, Coleoptera, Chrysomelidae. The coding region runs from base 764 to 4909 and encodes 1381 amino acids. Gene Ontology annotation, cellular component: chromatin; nucleus.
AUAUUUAUGUUUCCAGAAUAGUCGUGGAAAAUAAUUUCACCAUAUUAUGGAAAAUUUUCUAUUUUUUAAAUACCCACGAAUCCUGUAAUUUAUGUUUCUUCAUAUUUUUUGUAAAAAUAAUUUAAAGUAUCGUAUUCAGUGAAAAAACAAAACAAUAAUUAUAAAGUAAAUAAAGCAUAUGUAAAUUUUAUUUCAACAGAAACCAUUUAGAAACAUUUAAAAAAUCUGGAAAAUAUUGGUAAAGUACAAUUAAUAUCAUUUCAUUACAUAUUAUUUUAUACAGAUCUUUAAAUUUGUAUAUUGAAAAGAAGCCAUUUGUAUGACCUCAAAAAGUAAAUCUAUAAUCGUUUGUCAUCGACGAUCAAGAUAUGAAAUACGUGAAUAUAUUUAAGAAUUUAUUAUCAAAAUCUCAAUUACACCCAAUAUUUUACAGUAUUUUUUAAAUAGUUGGCCCUUUUUACGAUGAUUUCGCGAGGUUGGCGUGUUUGAUAUCGUUGUAUGCUCUUGCGAGGCGGCCAUCACGGCAGUUUGUGGCAAGCUUGGCCAGCGGGUAUGUGUUAAGUGAGUGAGAGUGGUGUUGCUCCGUAUUUUUCACAAUUCUAAUGUGGAUUAUCACUCAAAAAACGAAGAUUCCGGCUAUGAAGGAUAUUAUUUACUAGAAGAUAUUCACGUAAAAUGGAAUAUAACUUAUAUCCAUUGAAGUGCAAAACCAGCUGAUUGGUAGGCCCGGGUCAAUUUUAUUGAAAUUUCGCGGAGGAAAACAAUGGAACGACCACCCCGUAACGAGCCGCCGGUGGAGCCCGUCAAUGGAGUGGUACAACCACCAGUUCAUCCGCCUCCAGACAGCCCGGGGCGUAUUACUAACCAGCUGCAAUUCUUGCAGAAAACGGUUUUAAAGGCUGUUUGGAAGCACCAAUUUGCUUGGCCAUUUCAACAGCCUGUGGAUGCCAAAAAACUAAAUUUGCCCGACUAUCACAGAAUAAUUAAACAACCAAUGGACCUGGGAACAAUUAAGAAGCGAUUAGAUAAUAAUUAUUAUUGGUCGGGCAAAGAAUGCAUCCAAGAUUUUAACAGUAUGUUCACGAACUGUUACGUUUACAAUAAACCCGGAGAAGAUGUUGUUGUUAUGGCCCAGACUUUGGAAAAGGUAUUUUUGACAAAAGUGGCUGAUAUGCCAAAGGAAGAGAUAGUGGUGGAAACCCCGCCUGCCAGAGGAGCAGGGAAAGGUAAAAAAGGUCGUGCCAGUACAGCUGGUGGGGUUAAUCCUGCAGCCGCUUCGGUAGGUAGAGGAAGACCUCCAGCAACAGUUUCAUCCACUAGCGUUACUCCAGUGGCCACGACCACAGGAUCUUCAGGUUUACCUUUGGGCACUCAAGCACCAUCUACAGUUCCGGGCAGUACAGCGACUACUACUAUAGCUGCAGCUAAUAUGAAUAACAGUUCAUUAUCCUCACAGCAACUAAACACUCCCAAUACCAUUCAUGGUAGCGGUCCCAAUUUAGCAAAUUCCCUAGACCCCAGUGGCGUCCUACCAGGGAACGUCAUGCCACCUGCACAACCAGCUAAGGUAAAAAAGGGCGUGAAGAGAAAGGCCGAUACUACGACGCCUGCUACUGCCUACGACUAUCCACCUACUCUAGAAUCGAAAUCAGCAAAAAUAUCGACACGUCGAGAGUCAGGCAGGCAAAUAAAGAAACCUACAAGGCCUGAACUAGAUGGUCACGUACCACAACCUGCCUCACAUAAAACUAAAGAAAAGCUGCCAGAAUCCCUUAAGGCUUGUUAUGAAAUUUUGUUGGAAUUAUUCUCAAAGAAACAUUCUAGUUACGCUUGGCCGUUUUAUCAACCGGUAGACGCGGAACUAUUGGGUUUACAUGACUAUCACGACAUAAUUAAAAAACCAAUGGACUUUAGUACAGUUAAAAGUAAAAUGGAAAAUAGAGAAUACCGCACACCGCAGGACUUCGCCGCCGACGUUAGACUGAUUUUUAGUAAUUGUUACAAAUACAACCCUUCUGACCACGAUGUGGUUGCCAUGGCGAGGAAGUUGCAGGAUGUGUUUGAAGUUAGAUAUGCUAAAAUCCCCGAUGAACCAGUUAACCGAGCUGUUAAUAACGUAGCCGCCAAAUCGGAAUCCAGUUCUUCCGGUUCAAGUUCGGAUUCCUCUAGUGACACUGAUGACUCGGAAGAAGAACGACGAACUAAACAACUUAAAUUACUGGAGAAAGAGCUAACGGCGAUGCAAGAAAAGAUGCGUAAAUUAGUAGACGAAAGUUCGCGCAGGAAAAAAGAGAAGAAGAAGGAUAAAGUAAAGAAAAAACCGACAUCAGGUGCGUCAAUAGCGAAUGCCUCUUUAUCAACGUUACCAAAUAGUAGCAGCGCGGGCAUGGGUAAGCCGGGCUCCGGUGGACACGGGUCCUUAAACAAGUCAAACAACAACAAUUCGAUCACCGCGGAUAGCGUUGACGACAGCAUCGCUAGUGUUGUGUCGGGAGCUGAUCUGAAGAUGGCUGGUUCUGAUUCGCACCAUCCUCAAACGGGUGCGGCGACGACACACCAUCCGCCUGCUGGUAAGUCGAUCAACAUGCAUCACAACAUGGCUGCGAACGCUGGCGCCAACGCUUCCGCGCAGGCAAAAACACCUAAAAGUAAAGGUCUUCGAGGCAAUAAACCAGCAGCAGCGACAAACGCCGCUCCAAAUAAAAGGGUAAAAGCUAAUAAUAAAGCCGGUGCUGGCAGGAAAAAGAAUGCAGUCCAACCGCCUCCGGUGCAAUUCGAUUCUGAGGACGAAGACAAUGCUAAACCUAUGUCCUACGAUGAAAAACGUCAACUAUCACUAGAUAUUAACAAAUUACCUGGCGAUAAAUUAGGGAGAGUUGUACAUAUAAUCCAAUCCAGAGAGCCGUCGCUAAGGGAUUCAAAUCCUGAUGAAAUCGAGAUCGAUUUCGAAACUUUAAAACCGUCUACUUUAAGAGAAUUGGAAAGUUACGUCGCAUCGUGUCUUCGUAAAAAGCCACAUAAAAAAGUAGCUGGCAAAUCCAAAGACGAACAAAUAGCGGAAAAGAAGCAGGAGCUAGAAAAGAGAUUGAUAGAUGUGAACGACAAAAUCGGUAACACGAAGAAAACGCCUAAAAAAGAUGAAGCGAAUAAGGUGGAUCCUACUGGCGCCAGUGGACCAUCUGGUCGCCUUUCAUCAACCUCUAGUAGUUCGGACUCUGAUAGUAGCAGUAGCAGUUUAUCGUCAAGCUCCAGCGAUUCCAGUGAUAGCGAAGCAGGUGGACCUACAAAUCGGCAGAUUAAGAAGAAGGGGACAAAAAAAUCACCAAAUCCUUCUGUAGGCAAUUCCAAUAAUGUGCAUGCUGGUCCAACGGUGUCAAUAACUAGUACACCCGUACCAGUAUCUGUUACUACAGCUCCUACUAUAACCACGGCAGUAAAUACCACUUUGCCAUCAAAUGCCAACGUUACAGCAUCAACAAAUACAAUCACUCCUCAAAUUCCAUCUACGCCCGUCGCGCAUGUUACUGCUCCUCCUCAAACAACGCAAGCAUCGCCCAUAGCAAAUGUUACACCGAUUAUGAAUGUUAAACAAUCGCAACAAACAACACCGAUCACUCCAAUAGCACCUCCUAUUGUUAAACCUGAAAAAUUACCUGCCGUAACGCAUUUACCGACUACCGUUCCUACAAUAAUUCCUACAACUGUACCACAAGCCCCUAAAGCUGUAGCGCUACCUACCCCUUCUCCAGAUAAACCAAAACCUAACAUCAUAUCACCAAUUGGUACUUAUACCGACCCCAUUGAACAAUCUUUAGCUAGUCUAGAGCAUGAUAUUAAACAAAACGCCGCGAUGGAUGUUAUGACUGCAUCUUCCAUGUUACAAAUGCCUACAACCUUGAGCAAUCCCAUAGUUCCUCCACAUUCACAUCCUAAUCUAAAUUUAAAUCCCACCAUUAACCAUCCUGUUUUACAGCCGGGAACGUUGAAUAUGGACUUGAAAGCUCCAGUAACUAUAGGAAAUAUGGCGCCGACGAACGCGUUGCUACACCAUGGGUUACCGAAUCCCAUGGAUUCAGAAAUGCCAGGGUUGAUACCACCUCAGCCGAAUAUGUUACACACGCAAAAUAACGGAUUUGGCGGUAUGAAACACGAUUUCGAUUUACCCACUAAUAACAAUGGUAUGUCUUCUAUGGGUUUACCAAUGGAAUUAUCGAUACCUUCGAUGUUUGAUCCCCUGCCGCAACAUCUAAACACCCAAUUGAUGAAAAACGAUCAUCAAAUUAAAAUGGACGAACGGAUAGACACUCUAAGCGGUCUUUUGAAUGAUAAAAAGUCACUUUCAUUGAACCAAAAACCUGUAUCGCAAUCAUACGGUUUCAAGACUGAAAAACCAGAACAUAAUGUUAAAAAUGCAAGUUCCUGGUCUAGUUUGGCUAAGGGUAAAUCGCCGCAAAACAACACGACACCCGGCGGAAGUAGUAAACAACAAGUUAUGGAUAGUUUCAAGCAAUUCCAAACUAAAGCAAAAGAAAAAGCCGACAGAGAAAAACAAAGACUGGAAAACCUAGAGAUAAAGAGACAACAAAGAGAACAGGCCGAAAGGGAGAGAUUGCGAGCAGAGAAUGAACGCAGACGUGAGAGAGAAGAGGAAGAUGCGUUGGAAAAAGCAAGGAAAGCCGUAGCUGAUCAACAACAAACCAUACCCAGCCAAAGGGUAGAGGAAUUGAAAUCAUCGCCUGGAGAAGGUAGCACUUCACCGGGUUCACUGAGUUCUGGUUCGGAAAGGAUAUCAGAUAGAGAAAGACAAAGGUUACAAGAACAAGAAAGACGAAGACGAGAAGUGAUGGCAAAUAAAAUCGAUAUGAACAUGCAAAGUGAUUUAAUGGCGGCUUUUGAAGGUUCAUUAUGAGCGGUGAUAAUAAUGUGCGGUAGACUGAAUACUAAAUUUAUUAUUGAUAAAGAGACUCGCACGAGCCAGUUUUGUGUAUUUAAUGUAUUUAUAUGACAAUUUUAAUAGGUGUUGAAUAUUGUUUAGACGCUCAAAAAAAAUAUUUGAACAUGCUUCCAUUAUAAUGAGUUUCGAUUAACAGAGAAUCAUUUCAUACUUUCUGUUUGAUCAUUAUUUCUUGUUUUGUGUUCUUGGCCAGACUCUGAUUUUUAAAUAUUUUUAUAUAUACAUAUAUAAUAAUUUACGACAUUUUCCACGUGGUUUGUAUAUAGGAUAUACUAUAAAUUUAUUACAAAUUGUACAUAGAAAAAUACUGUUGGGUUGAUUAAUGUGUUAGUUUUUAUUUUAUUAAGUAUUCCUUUUUCCCUCACUUGUUUUUUGUUUAGUUGUACCUUCUGUCUUUUCGCAUACAAACUGAUUUAAAGUACCCCCGAUUUUUUUUAGAUUUUCAAAAUUAUUUUCGUAUACAGUAUUUGAUCAUAUUUAUCAAAAAUUUAAACAAAUAUUAAAAAAAAACUAUUAAAUCGUCUAUUACAAACUUUGUAUUUUUCAUUCAUCACUUCUUCCCUUUCCAUUUUAUAGUGAUUUUGAAACGUUUUUUAUCUAUUCAGUCGGAUACCAUUGCAAACAAAACAGUAGUAUAUUUUAUUUGACAACUUUUUCCUUCGUCAAGUUAAGGUAUUUCGGGUUAAUACAAUUGGAACUUGUAGUAUACUUUUUGUAAUAUUCCGUUUGGAAUCAAACCAAGUUAUUGUACACAAAUUCUUUAUUCAGUAAAAAACCAUAAUAUCAACUAAUCCAAUCAACUGCAGUGAAGUGACAUUUGAACCACUUUUUUUAAACCUUAUUGUCCACAUAGUAACUACAUUCCAACUAGCAUCCAGCAAUUUGUUCAUUAAAUGAUUUUUCUCUAUUUUUUCAGGGGUUAGUCUGUUGGUCUAUCUAUUUAUUCUAGUUCUGCUUUUUAUUUCACGAAUAAUACACUGCUUAAUUAAUUUAAUGAUUUUCAAGGUUCUCUCUAUAGUGUUAAUUAUCCGCUUUGACAUUUUUCCUAUAAUUUAUUCAAAUGGUAUGGUUAUUUGUAAUAUGGUAAUUAUUCCUCAUUUUUUUGAGAACUUCUAGGUUUAACUGUGUUUUAGUCUUGCUAGCCUCUGCUAUUUGAUUAAUAAUAAACUAAUUUGACUUUUAAAAUCCUGUGUACAAUAUUAAAUAUUGAUUAAAGAUUUUUAGUAUCAAGUAAAGUAUUAUAUUAUGGAUUCUUAAUAAAUAAAAUAUGUGAAAUAUAUGGAAUUGUAAUAACUCGUGGAAACACUUCAAAAAAUAUUUUUUUAAAUUGUUUGUCAUAACUUAGUAUCUCACAAAAGUCUUAUUUUAACUCUUUUUGGAGUGUUGCAUAAAUCCUGUAGCUCCGAUAGUUUUUAUUAAUUUUCUUUUUGUUUAACAGACUCGUUUCAUGCAGUACAAGGUAUUUCAGGUCAGUGAACUCAGUUGGAAGUAUCUGCUUUUUGUAAUUCCUCAAUUAAAAUAAACAUUGGUUUUUCAACAAUGUUUUCCAAGUUUGAUACUAUCUAAAUUGUUUCACACAAUAAAUCCUUCGUUUUAUGAACAAAACCGCGUGUUUUUGAUUAACAUGGUAUUAUCAAAUGUUUUUACAGUGAUGUGACAUUUGAACUACUUUUAUUAACCAACGAUUGUUUGAAUUUCAACGCGGUCUAAUCAACUGUAAAUAUAUGCGUUGAAGUGACAUUUGAACUACUUUGUUUUAAUCUACAUUCCAAAUAGCAUCCAGCAAUUUGUUCUUCAUUAAAUGAUUUUUCUCUUUUUUUUUAGGGGUCAGUCUAUUGGUCUAUUUAUUUAUUCUAGUCCUGACAGUCUGUUAUUCUAUGAAUAACAAACUGCAAAAUCUAAUGACUUUUCGGAGUUCUCUGUACAGUAGUAAAUAUCCGCUUUGACAUUUUUCCAAAUAUUUUUCGAACAAAUGGUUCAUAAAUAAGUUUGGUAUGUUUUAAUUUCUUUCUUCUUCAUUUACUAAAUUUUCCCUAUGUUUUUGAGAACUUCUAUGUUUAACUGUGGUUUACAGUGCUACUAGCCUCUGCUAAUUGAUGAAUAAUAAACUGAUUUGACUUUUAAAAUCCUGUGUACAAAAUUAAAAAUUGUAUAGUCUUAAAUUGUGAAUUAUUAAUAAAUGCAAUAUAUGAAAUUAAAAACUAGUUCAUACACUUAUGAAAAUAUUUUUUUUAAAUUGUUAGUCAUAACUUAGUAUGUCACAAAAGUGUUAUUUUAACUCUUUUUGGAGUGUUGCAUAAAUCCUUUAGCUCCGAUAGCUUUUAUUAAUUUACUUUUACUCGUUUCAUACAGUAAAAGGUAUUUCAGUUCGGUAAACUCAUUUGGAAGUUCUCUGCUUUUUAUAAUUCCCCAAUCAAAAUCAAACCAUGGUUUUUCAACUAUGUUUUCCAAGUUUGAUACUAUUAAAAUUUGUUGCACACAAAAGUGAUGUGACUUUGAACUACAUUUGUUAAUCAACGCUAGAUUUAAUUUCAACGUUGUCUAAUCAAUUGUGUAUAUAUUCAGUGAGGUGACAUUUGAACCUUUUUUUUAUAAUAAUAAAAUAAGGCGGAUCUUUGAAAUCGGGGGUGUUUUGAAACUAGUUUAUACCUUUUUGGAUAUCAAUGUGAGAACAAUCUUUUCUGCGUUGGUUCACCUUGAAAAUCGUUUAAACAAAUGCGAUACUCAUAGUAUUUAGUUUAGUAAUAAAUGUAAUUUUUUCGUAAAAAAUUAAAAAAAAAAUGAUAUAUAAGAGUGUACAUUUAUAUUAAUUUUCCGCGGGCACAUAUUUAAGAUUCAUAGAUGUUUUCUUUGUAAAUUGUUACUUUAGUUUAGUUUAUCUUCCUAAUAUUAGAUAAAUUGAUUAUAACAAAAUAUAUAAUUACCUCAGUUGCGUAUUCAAAUAAUUAAAAAUCAAAUUUAAAAAAUUAACCAAAAAUUUUUGGUCACUGACCGUCUCGUUUUACAAUAUUUGUUAACUCAUUAUAGCGACUCGAGAAAAUUACAAAACUAUCGUUUUCACUGUUUAUGGGAGUAGUAAUUCCAAUAUAAACCUACAAAUUUGGUCAAUAAUUUUUUAUUUUGAAACCAAUUAUUUCGUUUGAAUUUAAAACUUGAUAAAGUAGAGUCGAAACUAAAAACUACUUCCUGGUAUCAAACAUAAUAUUUCUAUAAAUGUGAGUGCUGCAUGUUGUUAACUGAUGUUGUAAAAUAUCUAGAAGACAUUAAGAGAUGAUAGGUGACAUAUUAUAUUGUAUUAAUUUUAAUUGAUCUCUUUAUAAAAUUAUUUUAUUAUAUGAAAUGUUCGAUUUUACCACAAAUUUGAAUUAAAUAACCAAAUGUCAUAAUGAUUUGGAUUUUUUUCAGAUUUGUUAUAAGUCCAUUUAUGUGAGUUUCUAGUGUUUUUAGAAGGUUUAGAAGAUGCAAAUAAAUUUGCAUUAAAAGACGUGACAAUUAAAAAUGGGAUUUGUGUGGAAUAAAAUCAAUCAACGAACGGAAAUUUUAUGUUAAGUUAAAAUUAUAGUAUUAUAUCACUUUACUAAUGAGAUAUUUUGAAUUUAAAGUAUUUUCAGUUGUUUAAAAAUCCUGUUAUACUAGAAAAUAGAAUUUACGAUGAAAAAUAUUCCGAAUUACUACAAAAUCUCUUAACAAAUACAAUAUCUGAUACUUCUAGCUUUCCAUAGGUCGCUGGUUCAUAUUCACUUCGAAACAACUAUACAGUGAUGGUAAAUAACAUGUUCGGUAUAGAAAAACGAAAAUUUUAUCUAUUAAGUGAGUGUAUGAACAAAAAUUUGGUAAAUAAUGUUGGAAAAGAAAAAAACAGAAGGUACAGAUAAAUCACCCUUAUUGGCAUCCAUAGUAACCACCAUUGUACACAACAUACUUUGGACGGACUACGUUCAUAAAGCUUCUGAAACCUGAAUAGCCGAUCAGAUGUCCAUGUAUAACUGACACGACUUCUAGCCAAGAGAAUAUAGUGAAUAAUCCAGAUCAAUCAACCAAGUAUCAGCACAUGUGGAUUGCAGAACCCUGCUCAGUCCUGAUCAACUCUAGCCAAACAUGCCGGAUGCGUCGUAGUAAUCGUUUCAAAACUUCCUUGUAGAGUGGGGCGUUCACGGUUUGAUCAACAAGAACGAAAUCCUGAAAGAUUUCAUCGUUAUCAUAGUCAACUUUCGUGAACGCUAUUCCAUCGAUUGCCACUUGGAAUCCGGAUCGAACUGGUAGCACCAGGUUCGCAUAGUGAGAUGGUUUCCAAUCAUACAUGGUAAUGAAAUCUUCACCGGUUUUUAUCAGUUUUAAUUUCUUAUCACCCGAUAACAUGUGUGGCACAAAUCUGGAACAGAUCUUCCAUGAUGAUGGUGUGAUUCGUCUUCUUUCUAAUGCUCUAUUCCUCCGCCAUCAACUGUACAGUUAGUCGAUAACCGACAGUGGCUCAUCUUAGUCAUUUGCUUGUUUGUUGCUAAAACCUUUGAAUCAGUUGUAAAUAGAUUUUUUGGUACUGGUACAAUUUGACCAACAUUUCAUGUAACAAAACUUGAUACAGCUACGAGGUUUCCUGUUAGGUAGCGCUUCUUGUCUCUGGAUUGUCUCAUACAAAAGCGUGAGCUUAGAACUUAUUCACUUAUUCUUGCUAUCAAACAAAAAACUAAAAAGAUGUAAAUAUAACUAAAGUUUGUGAAAAACAAUUGAAACUACUUUCAAAAUAAAAGAUAUGCACAAAUUAGUUUUUCUAUUGUCACACUGGGUGCCUCAAGUACAACCUGAAUGUGGAUUUGAACUACAAAAGACCAAUGAGAUAAAUGUCAUAAUUGCAGUUUGAACGAUCAACAAUAUAUUUCUCAAUAUUAAUGUUAAAAAAUAUUGAAUUAACCCAACUGAUUUGUAUUUGUUGUACAUUUUACCUAGUUGGGAAUAUAAAAAAAAGUUCAAAAAUUUUUAAAUCCGUAUUUGUUUUAAGUGAUUUCCUUUUAUUGCAAUUUUAGCUUCUAUUAUUACAAAUGAAUAUUUCAACUGGAAGCUUACAAAAUUUUAAAAAAUGGCUCUUUUUCUGUGUAUAAGUUUUCCAUUAAUUCUUGACGAAAUAGUACCAAAAUGUUUUCGGUUGGAUUCCACGGACAAAUUUGGAAAAGACACGAGUGUCAUCUGUAAUAUCUCUUGCCUAACCAAAAAGAACGAUUUUAUUUAACUGAAUAUUUCUAUGAAAAACAUUGUAACUUUAGAAAUUUAGAUAGAAGGAAGUGUGUCGUUGAAUGUAAUUAAAAUGAUUAUAAACAAGUGGGGUUAAUAUUAAGCAUGAAUUAAAUUGUUUAUUGAUAUCAAUUUUCAAGUAUUUGGUCUUUUCAAUGAUUUCUCAAGAUUACUCUAUUAGUGAUAACUGCCCGACAUAAACUUGAAUGUCAGGUUGAAUUUAUAUUGUGCUAUAAUUUACCAAUAUUUCAAUCACCUGGUGCAGUUGUUCAAAAGACCCUUAUUAAUAUUAAAACCACUUGAACUUUUAAAAAUUAAUACAAAAAGUAAUUGUACAAAAUAAACCAACCCAAUGAAUAAGAAAUUAUUGGGUUUUUUUUAUCGGAAUAAUAUUAAAUUGUGUACACUUUUAAUAAAUUUAUGCCAAGUGCAAGUAUAUGAAGUGAUUAAUAGAUAAAAGUAGGAUUACAUUCAAUAUCCUGUCGGAUUUUUGUAAUUUUAAUUGUAUGAACGAAUUUGUUCGGCUCUUGUUUGAAUGGAUCCACUUUUAUACAUAUCUUUAAAAAAUAAUAGCAAUAAGAUUUAUUUCUUUAUUAUAUUUCUGACCUCGGACAAUCCCAUGAACGAAUUUUUUAUAUUAGCCAGUAAUUUUAUUUGACUUGGUGCUUAAUUUUUACAGAUAUAUCAUUUUAGAACAUUUUUAGUAAAUAUCUAUAAGAUUUAGACAUAAUUAUCCCUAAAAACCAGCUUAAAAACGGGAUGUAGAUAGCGACAUAGCAUUACGAAACUUUUAAGAAUUUAUUAAUUUCAAAUCAAAUGUAUGCAGUGAAGUGACAUUUGAACUACUUUUAUUAAUCAAAAAUAUAUUAAAUUUUUGUGGUUUUUUCAAUUUUUCAACUAAUUUCAAUUUAAAAUUUGUAUGAGAUAAUUUCUUUAACUUCAAAAGUACAGGGAGUAUCCACGUUCUAAUAAGCUUUCUGCAAUGUGCUCUUCUUCUUUAACUAUUUUUCUUCCCUUUUUUUAUAUUCCUGGGUAGCAUAGUCUCGCUAGCCUAGGUAUUGACCCGAGGAUUUUUAACAAUAUUUUCACAUAAUUGAUACUCUUUAAAUCGUUUCAUACAUUAAGUCCUUUGUAUGUCCCAUGAACAAAAAGGUUUGAUCAUAAUGGUCUUAUCAACUUUCAAUAUAGUGAUGUUGCAUUCGAACUACUUUGAUUAAUCAACAACAGAUUAAAUUUUGAAAUUGUGUAAUCAACAGAAUGUACGCAGUGAAGUGACAUUUGAACUACUUUUAUAAUUCAAAUUAAAUUUAUCGUGGUUUUAACAAUUUUCUAAUUUUCAAACUGACAUAUUUCAAGAUUACUUAGAUUUAUAUUAAAUCCACAUAAAACAUUUUUUUAUGGGGGAAUCACUUAGUUUAUCCUAGUUCUGCCAGCCUCUGUUAGUUGAAUAAGAAACUGCUUUUUGGUAUAAAGUAAUGCUUUACUUGAUAGUUCUUAAGAAGAUUACGAAGUUUUUUCUACCUCUGACAGCAAAAAUAAAUUGUGUAAAAUUGGAAUAAUUUGAACGCUUUGUAACACUAAGAAUCUCGUUCUAUUUGCUUUAUAAAAUUAAAUAAAAAUUAAAAUAGUGAAAAGAAAAACAGAAUAUGUUAUAUCUAGCAAAACUUUUUUGCCAUUUUAGAUUCUAUAAUGAAUUCUGUAGCCGUGCUAGCUUUGACUAAUUAAAUUAUGAUAGCUACCAUUUGUUUCCAAAAUUUUCUAAAUUGUUCUAUAGAUAUUGUGUAUUUAAAACUAUUUGAUAAAUAUUUUCACAAAAUCUGAAUUACGCCUUUAAAUAAUAAUGAAAACAAAAUGUUAAUUUAUUUAAAGCAUAUUUUAACCUUAUGAAAAUCAUUAUUGUAACCAAUAAAAAAGGUACUUUGAAUAAUUUAGUGGGGUUGUUUAUCGAGGCCAGAUCCGUAUUAGAAUUUAUUAUUAAUAAUUUUUCUUUGUUGUGUUUUUUUUAUUUAAUUUUAUUUUUGUGCUUUUUUUCCCAUGAAAAAAUAUGUAAAAAAAAUACUGUAAUAUAUCUUGAUUAGUGUUUAGAAAAGUGGUUUACAUUACCAAAAUGAAAAUGUUUCUCCAAUUCAUCGUGUAAGUUAAUAUCAACUUCGUGAUUGGUUAUCAAAUAUGAAUAUUCGAUAUCGCCGAACGUCAAACAAUCGUAAAAACACAUUUUAAUUGUUACAUAUUCAUUGUAUUUUGAUAUUAAUGAUAAGCGUGCUUUUUUUCAUAAUCAGUCCAUUUUUAAGUAUCGAAACUGUAAAUCAUGAAACUGGCUUAAUAUCGACUAUUUGUAUUUUUUACAGUGGUUACAAAAUAAUUUAAAACAAUUUAUACCAUUUUUUUUAUAACUUAAAAUAAUUUCUUUAUUACCACAAUUUUGAUUUAUGUAAUGAUGAAAUGUAAAAUAAUCGUAUGGCUGUUAUCUAUUUUUUCAUUAUUUUGAAUUAAAGUCAUAAAUAGUGAUGUUAGAAUAAAUAUUUAAGAACUAAAAA